This is a messenger RNA of Cantharellus anzutake, 677 nucleotides long. RefSeq lists its product as uncharacterized. The coding region runs from base 211 to 555 and encodes 114 amino acids. NCBI's taxonomy places the organism in Eukaryota, Fungi, Basidiomycota, Agaricomycetes, Cantharellales, Hydnaceae. The record is from RefSeq and is a predicted model, not a curated record. The transcript is spliced from 6 exons.
GGAUGCCUCGACUAAGCGCAACGCAGCUUCAAAACGUACGGGAGAGACAGGCAAUUGCGAAAGGCCAAAAAAAAAAAAAAAAAAGUGCCGGCGCAUUGAGCGCGAUUUAGGAAGUGAGGGGCCGACAAAUAGCAAUGGGGGAAACGCUCCUCAAGAGGGACGCGUCCGAGAACUGCUCACCCUCAGUCGAGGCCGAAGCGAUAAUGCUCAAUGACAGGAGAGGGAAUGCGACGAAAUCUAAGAAUCGCUCUGGCUAUUUUCUUGUGCUCCAGCCUCUGCCACUCCAACGAUCUCAUAAUGAAUUUUCCGACGCAUAUCCGCGUUAUCAUCAUCAUCAUCAUCAUCAUCACCUGUCUUUUGGCUCAUGCGCUUGAAAUGGCUCCCUGCAGCAUUUGCUUCGAACGUUUCCACUUGCUCACCUCCGGUAAUUUGUCUUUCAUUACGGAUCCUUCCAUAUCGUUUGGUACCACUUCGAUGGUUAUGCUAUUAACGAUUCCUCGAGUUGUGCAUCGCACCCGACUCGUUUAUCAUGCCGAAUCCCGAGCCAUCCUGUAACGUGUCGAAGUUCGGGAGGAGUGGCUUACCGCUACUUGGAGCAGUCAACUACAUUUUUACACUUGCCGCCAAGGACACUGCGAAGCUUGUUCUCAAACUCAUUCACCUCUUGAGCGGUGCGA